Alternaria alternata is the source of this 1149-nucleotide messenger RNA. RefSeq names its product PLC-like phosphodiesterase. Gene Ontology annotation, molecular function: glycerophosphodiester phosphodiesterase activity. The transcript has 2 exons. Bases 1 to 1149 code for a protein of 382 amino acids. The record is from RefSeq and is a predicted model, not a curated record. NCBI's taxonomy places the organism in Eukaryota, Fungi, Ascomycota, Dothideomycetes, Pleosporales, Pleosporaceae. Gene Ontology annotation, biological process: lipid metabolic process.
AUGACUGAUAGCCCAUUGAAGAGGAAAUUACAGUCUUGUGAAAACACUCCUGUUUCCAUAUCAGGAUUUUCGAUCGGCCAUCGCGGCGGCGGAACACUUCAGUUUCCAGAGGAGACAAUUCGUUCGGAAGAUGCUGGAGCGCGUAUGGGCGCUGGUAUCUUGGAAUGCGAUGUAACAUUCACAAGCGACAGGGGCUUAGUAUGCAGACAUGAUCUAUGUGAUUUGCACCGGACGACAGACAUUCUGCUCAGACCAGAGUUGGCAGCGAAAUGUACGACGCCGUUCACACCAGCUAAUGCGACGAGUGAUGCGAACGCGCUGUGUUGUACGUCUGACAUCACAAUCGAUGAGUUCAGCACGCUGUGCAGCAAACAAGACGGCACAAAUGCCUCCGCCACAAACGUAGUCGACUUCCAAGCGGGCACACCUCCCUGGCGCACGGAGCUCUACGAUACAUGCGGCCAAGUACUAACCCUUGAUCAAUACAUCGAUCUUGUAGACUCCUAUCCAGGCUACCGUAACUUCACUCCCGAGCUCAAAACGCCACCCGCCGCCGUCCCUAUGCCUUUCCAAGGAAACUACACACAGCAGCAAUACGCCAGCGACAUGAUAUCCGCCUUCCGUAAUAAGGGCAUCGACGCCUCUCGUGUGUGGCCACAAUCUUUUACCUAUGAUGACAUCGUAUACUGGCUACAAAAUGACCACGACUUUGGUCGCCAGGCGGCCUAUCUCCAAGAAUUCGACACACCCGCGGACCUGGCAGCCGGAAUGGCCAACCUAAGCAUUGCGCGGGCCGCAGGCGUAAACAUCAUUGCGCCAGCACUACCCAUGCUUCUAUCCAUUGGCGGCGCUGACAACAAGACCAUCGUUGAGAGCGAGUACUCGAAAGCUAUCAAAGCAAAUGGCAUGGAUAUCAUCGCCUGGACGUUCGAGAGGUCAGGACCCUUGGCCAAUGUGAAGAAAGACGAGGAAUAUUACUACUCUACGAUUGCAGAUGUAAUCACGCACGAUGGACAGUUGUACGAAGUACUGGAUAUUCUCGUCAGGGAGGUUGGGAUCAAGGGCCUGUUCACAGAUUGGGCGGCGACAGUGACUUAUUUUGCAAACUGCUUCGGGUUGGAGGGACCUGUGGGUGGAAGCUAUAGCUGA